Microdochium trichocladiopsis is the source of this 1698-nucleotide messenger RNA. RefSeq lists its product as uncharacterized. The coding region runs from base 1 to 1698 and encodes 565 amino acids. Lineage: Eukaryota; Fungi; Ascomycota; Sordariomycetes; Xylariales; Microdochiaceae. The transcript has 2 exons. The record is from RefSeq and is a predicted model, not a curated record.
AUGACCCAGUCCAAGGCUGGGCCUUCACUCCCUCAGGCCCAGGACACGACCGACACCGACGACGAUCGCCAGCACGGUCUUGACAGCUCCGAUUCCCACAUCCACAGCCACCCACGCAAUGGGCACCUCUCUCGUUCCUCCUCCGCCAUCAGCAAACACAACCACAAUCACGGUCGUUUCCACAACCAUCGCCAUCUGCACAACCACCACCACCACGCUCGCUCAGAACAACAACAGCAACAGCAACAACCCAAGCACCUCCAGCCCCGUGCAGACUCAGACCAGGUGAUCGUCAUCGAGACAAUCUCUGUGAUCCAUAUCGUCGACGCUCACGGCUCUACGAUCGCUUUCUCCACGCUCCCACCUGCCAAGCCACGCACCACGACCAUCACUGGCAACCUUUCGCUGCCAACGAAAGUUGGUACCGCACCGGACCUGCCUGCGCCGCUAGUCCCGUCCGGCAUUGAAGGCUCUCCCAGUCUUGGUCUUCCGACGGACACCAGCAAUGGCGAUAUCAUCAUUUCGCUUCCCCCACUAGACCCGACCGUGAAACCGUCGGAUAUCUCGAUGCCGACCGUAUUCCCUUCCUUAUCGUACUCGCCCUUGACUUCAACUCCUUUGUCGGGCGGGCCCCAUUAUCCCUCUUUUGGCGGUGUCACGAAUUCUACGACGACCCAAGCCGUCGCGACAUCACUUCUUCCCAACAAUGGAACUGGCUCCAUUAACGGCACGGCAAUUUUUUCAGCCACUUUGACCUCUUCACUUCACGCCGCAGGCCUGACGACAGACUCGGCCUCUGUUACGUCUUCGACGCGGACUCCCUCUUCCUGGAGCUCUACCACCGGCACCUCCACUUCGACGACGAAUGGCGGCGCCGUCGUCCCUACUGGAGGCGGAUUCACGGACGACAGCAGCGACCCAUCGGUGGCACCGCCACAGGCUACCGACUCCUCGACGCCACCUGCAGCGACAGUCGCAGGCAGCGUCAUCGGCGGUAUUGCGGGUCUUGCCAUGCUUAUCUUCCUGGCGCUAGCGCUGAUGAGAUUCAAGCGGCGGCAGGCGCAACAAUCCCUGGAGAGUGGAAGCACAGCCAGGGGGGGACUUGAUUCUUCUGCAGCAGCACGAUCCGGUGGUGGUGAUGAUGGUGGCAGGGGAGGUCCCGCCAUGUCACAACGGCCCCGGUCCGUGCCAUUCGCUAUCCCAGCCGCACUCGCGGCAUUGAGUGGCAUGCGCAGGUCUGCUCUACGGUCGGGCACUCCACCAGCUUCAGCAGGGACCGGAACUGGGGAGCGGGGAUUCUCCAAGAUAUCAGGCCGGAAACUGCCUCCGGUGAUUCAGUUUGGCGGCGAUGGUUAUUCAGAUCCACGUGAUACCAUGAUGACCAUGGAUUCAAGCCAGGUCUCGUACCGCGACUCAGCGGGCAUCUUAGCUGGUGGGAACCAGAAGUUUGCCGUAGGAGCCCCGAUGCGUCCGGAGAGCGGGAUACCAGUAUUCCACGAGGGGCCUUCGCGAUCACCAAUGAUUGACCAGGGCCCGUUCAGCGACCACGGGCCAUACGUCAGGUCUGAGUCGCCUACCUCGACACUAACGCCACCACGGCCACCGAGGACUCUGGACCCUGUGGGCAGAUCACAUAUCUCAAACGACGGGUCGAAUCGAUCGACCCUGUCAGUGUCUCGGUUUACGGAGGAGCUCUAA